Messenger RNA from Lathyrus sativus (Indian pea), 2454 nucleotides. The record is from the annotation of a GenBank genome assembly. Lineage: Eukaryota; Viridiplantae; Streptophyta; Magnoliopsida; Fabales; Fabaceae.
AUGUCUGGAGGUGAAACAAAUCAAAUGAACAUAGAGGAAGAAACAGAGACAAUAACAAAGGACAUUCCAGAGAAGAAGCUGAAAGAUCGUAAGGUGUCAUGGGCAAAACUCCGUCGUGUAGAUUCUCUCAAUUUAGAAGCUGGAAGAGUUUCUAUGAAUACAAAUCACCAUUCCAAGGUGGGUUGGAGCAUGACGUUGAGUUUGGCAUUUCAAAGCAUAGGGAUUGUGUACGGUGAUAUUGGUACAUCACCACUUUAUGUGUAUGCAAGUACUUUCACAGAUGGAAUAAAAAACAGGGAUGACAUUCUUGGAGUUUUGUCUCUCAUCAUCUACACCAUUGUUCUCAUUCCCAUGCUCAAAUAUGUUUUCAUUGUUUUAUGGGCUAAUGAUAAUGGGAACGGUGGAGCAUUUGCACUAUACUCAUUGAUUUGUAGAUAUAUAAAAGUGAGUUUGGCACCCAAUCAACAACCAGAAGACAUGGAACUUUCUAAUUACAAACUUGAAAUUCCAUCUUACAAGCAAAAAAGAGCCAAUAAAAUAAAGAAAAUGAUUGAGCAAAGUCAUUUUGCUAGAAUUCUUCUCUUACUUCUAGCUAUCAUGGGAACUUCCAUGGUUAUAGGAGAUGGCAUUCUCACUCCUUCCAUUUCAGUACUUUCAGCUGUUAGUGGAAUCAGUUCUUCACUAGGUCAAAAUGCUGUUGUGGGAAUUACAGUAGCAAUUUUGGUGGUGUUAUUUUCUAUGCAACGGUUUGGUACUGAUAAAGUGGGAGCUUUAUUUGCUCCAAUUAUUUUAUUAUGGUUUUUAUUCAUUGCUGGAAUUGGUCUCUAUAAUUUAUUCAAAUAUGACCUUGGAGUAUUAAAAGCUUUUAAUCCUAAAUACAUAGUUGAUUAUUUCAAAAGAAAUGGUAAAGAAGGUUGGAUAUCAUUAGGUGGAGUCUUCUUAUGUAUAACAGGAUCUGAGGCCAUGUUUGCUGAUUUGGGACACUUCAAUGUUAGAGCAAUUCAAAUUAGUUUUUCUUUUGUUACAUGUCCUGCAAUAUUGGCAGCAUAUGUUGGACAAGCAGCAUAUCUAAGAGAGUUCCCUGACAAAGUCUCCAACACUUUCUAUGACAGUAUACCAGACCCUUUGUAUUGGCCUACAUUUGUUGUGGCCAUUGGUGCUGCCAUUAUUGCUAGCCAAGCUAUGAUUUCAGGAGCAUUUUCCAUUAUAUCACAAGCCCUAAGUCUAGGUUGUUUCCCUAGGGUUAGGGUUGUUCAUACUUCAACAAAGCAUCAAGGUCAGGUGUAUAUUCCAGAGAUCAACUACAUGUUCAUGCUUGGAUGUAUUGUGGUUUGUGUUGCCUUCAAAACCACUGAUAAGAUUAGUCAUGCAUAUGGUAUUGCGGUUAUUGGUGAUAUGAUGAUUACAACAACAUUGGUUUCACUGAUAAUGCUUGUUAUAUGGAAGAAGAGUUUAUGGAUGGUUAUCCUUUUCUUUUGUGUUUUUGGUUUCACUGAGAUUCUCUAUUUCACUUCUCAACUAACCAAGUUCACAGGAGGAGGAUAUUUCCCAAUUGUGCUAGCUUUGUUCUUGACAAUGAUUAUGGGAAUUUGGCAUUAUGUACACAAAGAAAGAUACAUGUUUGAGCUUAAAAACAAGGUUUCUACUGAGUAUUUGAAAGAAUUGGCUAAUAAUGCAGAUGUCCACAGAAUUCCUGGAAUCGGACUUCUUUAUUCCGAGCUCGUACAAGGAAUUCCUCCGAUAUUUCCGCAUUUCGUAGCUAGUGUUCCGUCGAUUCAUUCGGUCGUUGUGUUUGUUUCUAUCAAGACUGUUCCGGUUAGUAGAGUUGCGUCGGAAGAGAGGUUUUUGUUUCGACAAGUGGAGCCGAGAGAGUAUAGAAUUUUCCGAUGUGUGGUGAGGCGCGGUUACAACGAUGUGCUCGAGGAGCCUGUUGAGUUCGAGUCGCAAUUAAUACAAAAUCUCAAAGGAUUCAUUCAACAAGAGAAUUUCAUGCUUGAGGCUAAUGAAGGAACUACUACUACAAAUGUAGCAGCAGCAACAAGUGGAGAAUUAGUAGUGCCUAUUUCUACUAAUGAGAAUGAACAAAUGGAAGAUGUGAAACCAAAGUCUACGAAUUCUUCUAGUAGAAUCAUCCCAAGUGUUGGUGUGUCUCAUGUGUCAUCAGAUUCAAUAAGAUCAUUACCAGGAAGUGUGACAAAAUCAUCAAAUUUCUAUGCACCUAUGAUUCAAGGACCUGAAGAGGAGAUUAAGUUUAUAGAUAAAGCAAUGGAAAGAGGAGUGGUGUAUAUGAUAGGUGAAGCUGAGGUUGUGGCUCAUCCAAAUUCUUCCAUUUUGAAUAAGAUUGUUGUGAACUAUGCUUAUAGCUUCUUGAGGAAGAACUUUAGACAGGGAGAACAGUCCAUUGCAAUCCCACACAAGAGACUUCUCAAAGUUGGAAUGACAUAUGAGUUAUAA